Molecule: messenger RNA, 3039 nt
Organism: Hyla sarda
Lineage: Eukaryota; Metazoa; Chordata; Amphibia; Anura; Hylidae
Gene: USP44
Product: ubiquitin specific peptidase 44
Exons: 6
Coding region: 243-2366 (707 amino acids)
Biological process (GO): protein deubiquitination
Cellular component (GO): cytoplasm
Molecular function (GO): zinc ion binding; cysteine-type deubiquitinase activity
Source: RefSeq, a predicted model, not a curated record
AGCGCUGCUGUGUGCCCGGAUUCCCCCUCCUUCCCCCAGUCCCCAGACGUCAUCCUCUUCGUCACCGUCGAGAAAGAGAGAGCAGAGCGGCGGGCAGAGUGAAAAGCCCACUUUGUUGUUAUUGUCCCCGCUCCGCUUCUCCCUCCCCGGGGAGCAGCAACACGUCUGCGCGGCCAGAAUGUACAUGCAAGGAGCCACAGACCAGUUGCAGCACAGCUGACCCAUAAAUCUGAGAAUUCAGGAUGGAUAAAUGUAGGCAUGUGGGCCGGUUACGGCUCGCUCAGGAUCAUUCAAUAUUAAACCCUCAAAAAUGGCACUGUGUGGAUUGUAACACUACAGAAUCUGUGUGGGGCUGCCUGAGCUGUGCACAUGUGGCAUGUGGUCGAUACAUCGAAGAGCAUGCACUGCAACACUUUCAGGAAAGCAAGCAUCCUAUGGCACUGGAAGUGAAUGAACUAUAUGUAUUCUGUUACCUUUGUGAUGAUUAUGUUCUUAAUGACAAUGCCACUGGUGACCUUAAACUUUUACGGAGCACAUUGAGUGCCAUCAAAAGUCAAAACUAUGACUGCACAACACGUAGUGGUCGGACAUUGCGGUCAAUGGUAGCUGUGGAUGACUCCUAUAGUUCUCAUCAAGGUGCUAAAGCACUUCUACAAACUGAAGACCUCACGUUCACUGCUCUUUGGCAUCGGAGACACGCUCUCUUGGGAAAAGUGUUUAGAUCAUGGUUGGCUUUGACUCCUUGUGGUAAACAAAGGUUAGAAGAGGAACGCCUCAGGGAGAAGGCGGAAAGAAAAAGGGAGGAAGCCAGGAAAAGGCGCCAGCUGCAAAAGCACAAAUUAAAAGAAGAGAUGGAAAGUACGCCCCCAAGAAAGAGUUCCCGCUUGCAACAGCAAAUGCAAAAACCUAUUAAGAUGGUGCUGCCAACAAUGCAGAAAACCUACCAAAAAACUGUAUCUACCACAAAACAAAAAACAUCACAACCUACCUCUAAUGAUGUACAGAAAAAAAACCUGGGUGAUUCUCCAAUAAAACGGAAACCCACUGUGACCCCUGGGGUGACAGGACUGAGAAACCUGGGGAACACUUGCUAUAUGAACUCUAUUCUUCAGAUCUUGAGUCACUUGCACGUGUUCCGGGAGUGUUUCUUACAGCUUGAUCUCAAUCAAACUCAGGAGUUAUUGGCAGCUGCAGCCAAUGGAAAAACAAAGUCCUCUAGCCAAAUCCCUCCUGCUGCAGACCUAGCUAGAAUAGCAAAAAAGCACACAAAAGUGGAGAGGUCUUUGGUAAAGCGCCAAAGCUCUUCAUCUGGCCUUAGUGGCGGAGCAUCAAAGAGUCGAAACAUGGAACUCAUUCAACAUAAACCUAGCUCAACGCACAUUUCUCUUUGUCAUGAGUUGCAUACACUCUUCCAAGUCAUGUGGUCUGGUAAGUGGGCACUGGUCUCCCCCUUUGCCAUGCUUCAUUCAGUCUGGAGGCUGAUACCAGCCUUUCGUGGAUACGCACAGCAAGAUGCUCAGGAAUUUCUUUGUGAACUUUUGGAUAAAGUACAACAAGAACUGGAGACAUCUGGGACCAGGUACCCAACGCUGAUUCCCAGUUGUCAGAAGAAACUCAUUAAACAAGUCCUGAAUGUGGUCAACAACAUUUUUCAUGGACAACUUCUUAGUCAGGUCACUUGUCUUGCCUGUGAUAAUAAGUCUAAUACGAUAGAACCCUUCUGGGACUUGUCACUGGAGUUUCCUGAGAGGUAUCACUGCAAUGGCAAGGAGACUGCCUCCCAGCGGCCUUGCCUAUUGACUGAGAUGCUGGCAAAGUUCACGGAGACAGAGGCAUUAGAGGGAAAGAUCUACGCAUGUGAACAGUGCAACACAAAACGCAGAAAAUUUUCAUCAAAGCCAGUUAUUCUUACAGAAGCCCAGAAGCAACUGAUGGUGUGUGGACUACCUCAAGUUCUGAGACUGCAUCUCAAGAGGUUCAGGUGGUCCGGUCGCAAUCAUCGUGAGAAAAUUGGGGUGCAUGUCCAGUUCGAUCAGAUGCUAAACAUGGAGCCAUACUGCUGUAGAGAGUCCACUGCAAGCCUGAAGACAGACUCUUUUAUUUAUGAUUUGUCUGCAGUAGUGAUGCAUCAUGGGAAGGGAUUUGGUUCUGGGCAUUAUACAGCCUUCUGCUACAACCCAGAAGGAGGAUUCUGGGUUCAUUGUAAUGACUCCAAGCUGCAUACCUGCACAGUUGAAGAAGUCUGCAAGGCCCAAGCGUAUAUUAUAUUCUACACCCAGCGUGUCCCUCAGGAGAAUGGACACUUAUCAAACAGGCUUUUAGGUCUUGGUACCCCUCCGAGCAGCCCACCGUCCACACCUUGCUGAGAUAAUGAAUGUCUACAGGAAACUGAACAGAAUGGCAGCAUACAGUCCGUGUUGGAGCGAGCGUUUAUCUUUCUGUUGUAUAACGGACUUUGGGAGAAAAACAUUGCCCUGUAUGAUCUGGGCUGAACAAAUUUUCUAUGAAUUUUAAUGUUUUCGAGCAGGUUGCAUAUAGUAAAUGUCACUAAACCACCUUCCCAGGUGCCAGCAACACAAAUGUAAGAAUGUGAUAUUUCUCAUGUACAAUAUGUUUAUACACUUUUUUUUAUAUGGUAUUAAGCACUCAAAAAUAGAAUAAAAUGAUUUUAACAUUUGUAAAUUGGCAAUGUAUAACUUUCUAGCAAACUUUUCUACUGUUCCCGUGUAAAUUUUAUAGUUCAUACCUGCAUUUUUCACUUUGUGAUUUAUGAAUGUCAUUUUCUGGUUUUAGAAAUUUUAUUUCUCCUUUUCAUUUUAAUACAUCAUGCAUUGUAUUUUUACAAUUCCUGUGCUCCUGUCUGUUCUUAACUGCAAUAAUCCACCCUGGUUCUUUUAUCAGUUGUUUUAGAAACCUCAGUGCUUAGAACUACAUCCGGCUAAGGCUGGGUUCACACUACGUUUUUCAACUACAGUUCCCGCAUACGUUUUCUAUCAAAAACCGUAUGGGGAAAAAACGGAUGGAACAGUAUGGGAAAAA